Schizophyllum commune H4-8 is the source of this 645-nucleotide messenger RNA. RefSeq lists its product as uncharacterized. The record is from RefSeq and is a predicted model, not a curated record. Lineage: Eukaryota; Fungi; Basidiomycota; Agaricomycetes; Agaricales; Schizophyllaceae. The transcript has a single exon. The coding region runs from base 1 to 645 and encodes 214 amino acids.
AUGGCCGGAUUCCCGGGCCGGUACGCCAGCGCCGCGCAGACAAUUGGCGCGCAAAUAGCCAGUUUCCUUCGCGUCCUUCAACCAAGCACCGGAGCCGCCUACAGCGCUCGUCUCCCACCCACCCACCCUUGGCACUCCGGCUUUUUCUUGCACUCCAUUCUUCGGGUUCUCAUUGUGGUCUUGAUCCCUUGCUUUUCUCGACUACUCGCGCUGCUUCAUGUCUUCAAGCCUGUAAGGUCAUCAACAUCUUCAGCGGCUUUACAUUCGCAGCACCCUCGCGUGACACUCCCGCAAGCGCACUGCAAAUGGGGGGGCUCCCCUGGGGGGAGUAGAUCCGGGAGGCAGCGGCGAGGAGGACACGACGAGGCGCGAUGCCUCCGCACUUUACCCCCUCUCAGCCACUAUAGAGGUCAGGUACGGGUGAUGCAUCCCCUCGGGGCCGGAGCGGAGCGAUGGCCAGUGCGAUGCAUAGCAAGCACUCAGAGGUCAGAGGCAGUACUGAGGAGGAACAACAAGGACACGGUACAUCCCCUCCUGGACCGGAGCGGAGUGACGGUCAGAGCGAGCCUUGGCGAGCACUCGGGAGAUGAUAACCUCCGUGGAUGUCAAGACAGCAGGACACAUCCCCUCGGGGCCGGAGCAUAG